AGCUGAGUGGGCGGAGCGAUCAUGGCGGUCCUGCUCUGGUUCCUGAUCCUGAUGGCGAUGAAGACGGCGAUGGCGAGCUACGCUGCUGAGGUGGUCUCAGCUCACAGCGGGGGGGCGGCACUACUGACAUCACAGCUGUGGACGCUGCGGCGCCGACAGGACGUGCGGUGGACACACCCCCACCUGGUGAUGUCACUGAGGAACAACGUGACGGCGUGUCACCACGGACGCUGCCGGCUGCUGAGCGACGGCUCGCUGAGCUUCAGCCGCGUCCAGAGCGAGGACGCGGGGACGUACAGCCUGGAAGUGUUUGACGAGGACGGGAGGCGACUGCUGAGAAGGGACGUCCUGCUCACUGUGGACGACCUGAGCAGCAGCAGCAGCAGUAUGUCGGUGUCAGUCCUCCUCGUCCUCUUCGUCCUCCUGCUGCUCGUCUUCAUCAUCAUUUUCAUCGUCAGGAGAAGGAGGAGCCAAAGGGCGAGGACGGCAGGUCCGCUCGAGCAAAAUGUUUACGUGACGAUGCACGGUCACCGUGGCAACAAGAGGAAAGAUGAGGAGGACAAAGAGGAGUCUCAUUACGUUCCCUGUAAUCCUGUUGUUUCCAUGGAAACACCAAUCACAGAGCGGCUGUCUGUGGACGUGGAGGACAUCUACGUGUGAGGACCAAUCAGAGCACACACAUGCACAAAAACACACACACAAAUGCACACACACUCAUAUGCACACACAUGCAUGC
Plectropomus leopardus (leopard coralgrouper) is the source of this 736-nucleotide messenger RNA. The record is from RefSeq and is a predicted model, not a curated record. Lineage: Eukaryota; Metazoa; Chordata; Actinopteri; Perciformes; Serranidae.